Molecule: messenger RNA, 580 nt
Organism: Beta vulgaris subsp. vulgaris (sugar beet)
Lineage: Eukaryota; Viridiplantae; Streptophyta; Magnoliopsida; Caryophyllales; Amaranthaceae
Product: cytochrome c oxidase-assembly factor COX23, mitochondrial
Exons: 3
Coding region: 134-349 (71 amino acids)
Source: RefSeq, a predicted model, not a curated record
UCAAAGGGUUACCCUACUUUAUUUUUCAUUGUUUUUCUAUUCUUAAAAGUUGGGGAAAUUAGAAAAAUGAAGAACAAGAAGAACAAAAAGAGAGUUUGGCACGAGGAAGAGAGAGAAAAAGGGUGGCGAAGUAAUGGCGUCGAAAGUAGAAUCACCACCAUACCCAAGUGCAGCUAGGAUUUCCGAUUCUUCCUGUUACCCUCAAUAUACUGCUUCUCUUAAAUGUUUGGAGCAAUAUAAUUCGGAUAAGAGCAAAUGUCAAGAACAUUUUGAUGUUUAUAAGGAAUGCAAGAAGAAGGAGAGGGAGGCACGACUGGAACGCAACCGAGGUCGCUCUUUAUUUUCAUAGAUCCUCUUAGAAAGGCAUGCUUUAAAAUAUUUUUCUUUUUUUAAAGUCAAAAGAGAUUGAUUUGUUGCUAUAGAGUGCACUUUCGUUCUGAAAUAAUAUUUCAUAUGCAUGGACAAGCUUUUGAUGAGUCCCUUGUACAUGUGUACACUCUUGACAAUUUACUCCAGAAUCUCUUUGUAUAAGGAUCUUCGAUUCAUAAAUCAAUUGUGUUGCAUGUAUUUGAAUAUUUCA